Molecule: messenger RNA, 2118 nt
Organism: Psammomys obesus (fat sand rat)
Lineage: Eukaryota; Metazoa; Chordata; Mammalia; Rodentia; Muridae
Gene: Suox
Product: sulfite oxidase
Exons: 4
Coding region: 77-1717 (546 amino acids)
Cellular component (GO): mitochondrion
Molecular function (GO): molybdenum ion binding; molybdopterin cofactor binding; oxidoreductase activity
Source: RefSeq, a predicted model, not a curated record
CGGCUCGCUGGGAUCGCUCGUCCCGCGCGGGGCGGGGGAAUUGUUCUGCUGCCGACAUCCAGCCCGGUCCUCCACAAUGCUGCUGCGGUUUUACCAAACUGUGGCUGCAGGGCUUCCUCAGGCCUUCAGAGUCAAGUCAAUGCCCUUGAGGCUGUGCAUUCAAGCAUGCUCCACAAACGAUUCAGCAAAGCCCCAUCCUCCUGGCCUCACCUUCCCUGAUGGUAACUCAAGGACCAGGGGAUGGAGAGCCGUGGGAACCCUGCUCGGCCUCGGUGCGGUACUGGCCUAUCAUGAGCAUCGGUGCAGGGCUGCUCAGGAGGCACCACAGAUGUACACUAAGGAGGAUGUGCGUGCCCACAACAGCGCUGAAACUGGAGUCUGGGUGACUCUAGGCUCUGAGGUCUUUGAUGUCACAACAUUUGUGGACCUACAUCCAGGUGGACCGUCAAAACUGAUGCUAGCAGCUGGGGGUCCCCUAGAGCCUUUCUGGGCCCUGUAUGCUGUUCACAACCAGCCUCAUGUACGAGAGUUACUGGCUGAGUAUAAGAUUGGGGAACUGAACCCUGAAGAUAAGUUGGCCCCCACCUUGGAGGCCUCUGACCCUUAUGCUAAUGAUCCUAUUCGUCAUCCAGCCCUGAGGAUUAAUAGCCAGCGCCCCUUUAAUGCAGAGCCUCCCCCUGAACUGCUAACAGAAAACUACAUCACACCAAACCCUAUUUUCUUCACCCGGAACCAUUUGCCGGUACCUAACCUGGACCCAGACACCUAUCGCUUGCAUGUCGUAGGGGCACCUGGAGGCCAGUCACUGUCUCUGUCCCUGGAUGAUUUGUAUAAGUUUCCCAAACAUGAGGUCACUGUCACCCUACAGUGUGCUGGCAACCGGCGCUCUGAAAUGAGUAAAGUCAAGGAAGUUAAAGGUCUGGAAUGGAGAACAGGGGCCAUCAGCACAGCACGCUGGGCCGGGGCACGGCUCUGUGAUGUGUUAGCCCAGGCUGGUCACCAACUCUGUGAAACUGAGGCCCAUGUCUGUUUUGAGGGGCUGGACUCAGACCCCACUGGGACUGCCUAUGGAGCAUCUAUCCCUCUGGCUCGGGCCAUGGACCCUGAAGCUGAGGUCCUCCUGGCAUAUGAAAUGAACGGUCAGCCUCUGCCCCGAGACCACGGCUUCCCAGUGCGGGUGGUGGUUCCUGGAGUGGUUGGUGCCCGCCAUGUCAAAUGGCUGGGCAGAGUGAGCGUACAGUCAGAGGAAAGCCGUAGUCACUGGCAGAGGCGGGAUUACAAAGGCUUCUGUCCGUCAGUGGACUGGGACACAGUAGACUUUGACCUGUCUCCGUCCAUUCAGGAACUGCCUAUCCAGUCAGCUAUUACACAGCCUCAAGACGGCGCAAUGGUAGAGUCAGGAGAGAUGACUGUCAAGGGCUAUGCAUGGAGUGGUGGUGGCAGGGCUGUAAUUAGAGUUGAUGUGUCCACGGAUGGCGGGCUGACCUGGCAGGAAGCCGAGCUAGAGGGGGAGGGACAGCAGCCCAGGAAAGCUUGGGCUUGGCGCAUAUGGCAGUUGAGAGUUCAUGUGCCAGCUGGGCAAAAGGAAUUGACCAUCAUUUGUAAAGCCGUGGAUGACAGUUACAAUGUGCAGCCAGACACUGUAGCCCCCAUCUGGAACCUGCGAGGCGUACUCAGCAAUGCCUGGCACCGCGUCCAUGUUCAAGUAGUCCCAUGAAAGCAUGGGACACAGCCAUUCCAUGGGGCUGAUGUCUCCUAUCCAGUCCUCAUUUUGCAUUGCUCGGAUUCUGCAGCCAUAUGUGCAGUGUGUAAGCACUGUCCAUUACUGUUUCCUUUUUGUUUCUUUGUCUUGCUUUGGUUGUGUUGUUGUGUUUUGAGACAGGGUUUCACUGUGUUGCCCUGGCUCUUCUGGAAUUUAUUCUAUAGACCAGGCUGUCCUGGAACUCAGAUUUGCCUUCCUCUGCCUCCAAAGUGCUGGGAGUGCCACCAGAGCCCAGUGUAUGCCACCAGCACCAGGCUACAUAACUAUUUUCUGUUGCCUCUGGGAUGCAAAGGGGUUCCCCUCUUAGAGCUCUAUUUUUAAAAAUAUGCCAAUAAAAGCGUUUGUUAUGACUGGAA